ACCAGGGCAACCAGGCAACCAGUAGGUUCUGUGCACUCCUCAGCCCCAAGUCUGCCAUGGCUCGGCUCUACCACCUGACCCUCCUCUCCGUCUUCUUCCUCCUGACCCUCACCGGCCUCGAGACUGCCGAUCCCUCCAGAGAGAAGAAGGUGACCAUGACCGUCCAGUUUCCGCCUGCCGACUCGCCGCCGGGGGAGAAGAUCACGAUCUCAACGCACUACAUCGACGAGGACGGGGUGGGCGACAGCCACGUCCAUCUCGACUGCGACGACCAUGAGCCCCAGCUUGGUUCCGCCGUAAAACACCUUGUCAGGAGCCUGGAGAAGAUACGAGAUGAGGAGGCGUCUCUAUCCGAGGCCUACGACAUGCCCAGUCAGUGGAUGCAGGUCCUCUUUCAUUUGGUCUCAGGGAAAAUCAGGCGCGAUUUACUUUAUUAUCGUAGUAUUAUGUCUGCAAGGAGCUCCUUCGCUCGUGCCAACAAUCACUCGGUGUUGGCAGCUCUAUCCACCUCGCACUACUAGACCCAGGCUGAAGAAAUCUUCCGCGUUCAGUCUGUUGAGUGCCCAUUCCGGGAGCGUAUCAGUUAUCAGGGGUCGUUAUUUAGGUUGUAGUGAUGUGGUAGCCUGCACUGUGCAGGGUGCUGGAGUACAUCUGCCUUCAGUUAUCUCUGUAUUAUUUGGA
Triticum dicoccoides is the source of this 681-nucleotide messenger RNA. RefSeq lists its product as uncharacterized. The record is from RefSeq and is a predicted model, not a curated record. Bases 57 to 521 code for a protein of 154 amino acids. Lineage: Eukaryota; Viridiplantae; Streptophyta; Magnoliopsida; Poales; Poaceae. The transcript has 3 exons.